Messenger RNA from Heterotrigona itama, 4217 nucleotides. The record is from the annotation of a GenBank genome assembly. NCBI's taxonomy places the organism in Eukaryota, Metazoa, Arthropoda, Insecta, Hymenoptera, Apidae.
AUGGCAAUGACAAAUACAGGUCCCACAGACAUAACUUCCUUUGCUUUGAAAUGUGGUUAUUGUUUUUACGUGACCUGUAGAGCUAUAGAAAAGUAAUCUCUGUCAUUUGAUAAUCUUCUAAUCCUUACUAAUUCCUUAGUAAUAUCUUAUAGUAAAACAUAGUAAGAUAAGCAAAUAAAGAAUCAAUGAAAUUUAUAUUCUUUUUUCCACAACGUAUAUUCUACAUAUAAAGAUUCAAAGUGAAAAUGUAUAGCCCAGAGAAAAAAUUUACAAAAACAUCAAUCUGUUUGUCAAAUUUUUGAUAAUCAAGAAUGUUAAAUAUACUGAUAAUCAACAUAUGUCAAAUAUAAUAAUAAUGCACUAUCUACAGUGCUCAUGUUAUUGUGUUUUGAUUGUUAAGUAUAAGUUAUUUGAUUGUUAAUUUAUGAAUUUUGUAAAAAUUAGGGAAAAAUUGCUUUGAAUGACGGUAUGAGUUGGAUCAUGCAUAUAUAUUUUCACUUAGAAUGUUCAACAAAAAUAGAACAUUUAAAUUGAAUUAAUACAACUUUUUAGCAGUAGUAUAUAUGGUUUUUAAUUUUUAAUCUUUUUGAUCGUAAUAAUACAUGUUCUUCUUUAUUUAAAGAAAUUAAAAAUUAAAUAUUGACAUUAGUAACAUUAUAUUUUUUUUUAAUUAUGUAAAUCUAAAUUAUGUUUUCUAAAAUGGAUAUAUUGGAUACUUGAAUAAGUUUCCGUCGCUUACUGAUAGUUAAUGGUACUGUGUGCAGUAGUUUGAUGAAUCUUUGUACAAGCAAGCUUUAAGAUUCAAUACAAGCCAUUUGAAUGCACUGUCAACAACAAAUUUUUCUAUUGCACUGAAAAUGUUGAAUUUCAUGCCGACAAAAGAAUAUUUACAAGAGGUCUUAUUCCAUUAUUUCAUUUUAAAGAAAAGUGCAGCUGAGAGUGUAGAAACUUAUAUUAAUCCUCCGUGUGAUAGAACUUGUAGAGAAGGAUUUCAAUUCGAUUUUAAGAAGACGACUAUGUUGUGAAAGACAAAGAACGCUCUGGAUAAUUUUCUUACACUAAGAAAAUUCGAAGAUGAAGAGUUGGAAACGUUACUAAGUGAAGAUACGCAUCAAACGCUUAAAGAAUUGUUAAAAUUGUUAAAUGUUGAUGAAUCGAUUGUAAGCAAGCGUUUAAAGCAGCAGGAUGUAUUCAUAAGCAAGACUACUGGGACUAUGUCAUAACUGUGUCAUAAGCCACAUGUUUUGAAAGACAGAGACGUUGAAGGACCGUUUAAUCAUAUGCAAAUUGUUGCUUGUGACAAAAAAUGGAUUCAUUACUAUACCUAAGAAGAAAGAAACCAAAGUCAUAUUGUGUAUUUGGUGGGAUUAAUAGGGCAUGGUGUAUUAUGAACUGUUGGAACUGCUGCAUCACUGCUAUUCAAAAAGCAAUGAUCAAUUUGAGUCGUGCGGUUGAAAAACGUCCAUGAUAUGCCAAAAGGCAUGACAAUCAUUUUUUAACAUGACAAUGCUCGACCACACUUAGCAAGACCAAUCAAGGAAGCAUUAGAUAUGUUAUCCCACCCGACGUAUUCACCAGAUCCCUUCAAAAAAACAAUUUUUUUUAUCAUGGGAUUCAUUUAUUUUUAUGCCUGAAGGCAAAAUGUUAACGACGGUAAAAAAUACUUUGCGCGAGGUGUUGUUUAUUUGUCUGUGUUAAUAAAACCUUAAGUUUUAACAAAAAACGGCGGGAACCGUAUUCAAGUACUCAAUAAUAUUUUUUGUUAAAUAAAGAGAAGUAAAUCAAAUAGUUUAUGUUUGACUCUUAAAUUUGUAGCAUUGAUAAUUACGAAAUAUAAUUUGUUAACAUGUUUUUAUUUUAAUUAUGCGUUUGUUUGAAAGAUUAAAUACUAUCACUUUUUCAAAUUUACUUAAAUAUCAAAAUUUGUAACGUGAUUGUUAGUAACAUAGAAGUACAGUAUCAUAAUGGUGACACUUCUUUUGUUCUUUAUCUAUGAAAUCAUAAUAUACAUUAAAUAAUAAAGAUGUUAAUCUUUUGUACAAUUAUUGUUUUAUCAUUAUUAUUGCAUUAGUUUUUUAUUAGCAAUACAAUUAACAAAGGGUAACAAUUUAAAAAAAAUGUAAUAUUUAUACAAACGGAAAAAGUAUUCAAUGUUUGCAUGAAACAAUAUGUAGUACUAUCUUACAAGACAAUUAUUUUAGUUUUAGAAUUUUGAAAAAGUGCUUCUUGUGUAUAUUUCAAGAUUUAGAACGUAUUUUACAUUGUUAUCAAUAAAAUGUAAAUAAAUGUGAAAUUUAUUUCAAUGGGUAAUAUUUAUUAAUAACAAAAUAAAAUUUAUGACUAGGUCGUAACAAUUAAGAAAUAAAAAACUGACAUUAAAGUAUUUUUCGAAUGUCUGUCUUUAUAAAAAAAUUUGUUCAUUAUGUUUCCAUGUAACUUUUACAAGUUCACUACUUUUCAUAUUUUUCAAAGAAAAAGAAAUGUUGUGACUAUUACAAAAUAAUAAAUAGUACAUUUUGUAUAAUUAAUUGUCAUUCUUACUAAUAUAUUUAUAUUAAUGAAUAUAAUUUAGUAAAGACAAUGUAGAAAACAUAUAUAUGUACAUUUCUAGUUACAUAUAUGGAAAAGAAAAUAAACUAUAUUUGUUUAUCCCAACAGAAAUAUAUAUAUAUAUAUAUGUAUAUAAGACAAUAAAUAUCUUGUAAUCUUGUAAAAUAUUGAGCAAGAAGAGAAUAUAGAAGAGCAAUUAAAAGACUGAUAAAGUUAUCUAAAGUGCUACGUUUAACGUGGCUUAUGUAAUAUUGUCCAGACCAAAGAAUAAUAUUGUAAAUACAAAGUGAAAGUUAUCAGUGAAGGAAAUAUUGAAUUUCAAACUAACUACAUGCGUAUUUUAAUAUAAUUGUAAAUAGCAUUUUUACUUGAAAUUUCAACGACAUACCUUUGGAACAAGUUUUUUUCUUAACAGCUGGUUUGUCCAUCGUAAUUUAUCUUUUUCCAGUGAAAAACCAAAGAAAUAAUAAGUGAGUCGCGAAUAAGAAACUAAGUUACAUAAAACUAAGGUAACAAAAAACAAUUAAUUAUUUUUGUUAGCAUUAAGUGUAACGUCCAGAGGCUCGUCAGCAUUUUGCGAAGGACUGAGCUCUUGUUGGGGUAGCUGAUGGAACAAAGUAGCAAUCGGUGUGUGUCGAGGUGGACCCUUCACAGUGAGAUCCAUCUCAGCUUCUUGAGGCCUAUCUCUAACAGUUAAAUUGAUAUCUCUUUCUACUGGACUGCCGCAUAUUCUUGGUGGAGAGCCACAACCACACUUCAUUCUCUCUGGAGACUUUUCACAGGUCAAAGAAUAUCUGAAACAUAACAAUUGCCUCGUUUUAUAAGAAUGAAAAUUCAGGAAUAAAAAGAAUCAUAAUGUCUUCUGUUGAAAAAUGUUGCCCAGAUGUAAACAAAGUAAUACUGAAAUAUUUGAGAUAAUAUUGGCAAUAAAGAAUAUCCAAGUAUCUAACUGACAUUAUCUAAUGCUGCAAAUAAGUAGAAAAACAAAAAUUGUCCAAUGACAUUUACCAAGGACAAACUUUUAUAUUACUGAUUUAUUCUGCAGAGGAAUGGUAAACGUCAAUUUGUUUUCCAGUAAGUUUUCAAUCAUACUCUUCUUUUUCGUUUCAAAUAUUUAUCACGAUUUUUCAAACGUUUAUCUUCAUUUAAAGUGUUGCCUUUGCACUAUUCCGUUCUGCUUCGAAAGACUACUAAUUCACAUGAACAAAAGAGUUGAAGAUAAAGAGUAUUCUAAAUUGUGAGGUUCCAUGUUUGCACUCCAAACUUCUUUGUAAUUUUUUUAUUGUGUGACAAUAAUUUGUUCCAUAAUAUUGAGAGCUAAAAUAGCGAAAUGCUUGCAUAUAUUAUUCUAUAUCUUUUAGAGACAUUCAAAUGAUUCAGAAACCAAAACAAUGUAAAAUUGGAAAGCUAAGAGCUUUCCUUUUCAUCUUUCACUAUAUUACUUCGUGCAGUAUUGUUUCUAUAUUUAUAUAAUUUGUUACUUUUUGAUUGUAAUAUCAUGUAAUAUUUUUUUCUAGUUUAGAUAGCUUUCAAUUAAAAUACAAGUAUCAAAAUUGCACGAAGUGUAAUAUUCCAUUUUAUUAAAUGUUUUUAGAUUUUUUUUUUUUGAGAUCAAAAAAAUCAACCAAAGUUCUAAUUUAAAACACACAUAUACACACAUAUACAGC